Molecule: messenger RNA, 2552 nt
Organism: Dermochelys coriacea (leatherback sea turtle)
Lineage: Eukaryota; Metazoa; Chordata; Testudines; Dermochelyidae
Gene: RILPL1
Product: Rab interacting lysosomal protein like 1
Exons: 8
Coding region: 541-1689 (382 amino acids)
Biological process (GO): cilium assembly; regulation of DNA-templated transcription
Cellular component (GO): cytoplasm; ciliary basal body
Molecular function (GO): protein dimerization activity; DNA binding
Source: RefSeq, a predicted model, not a curated record
ACACAGACACGCUGUCUGAUGUACCACACUGAUUUUCAGUGCGGCUGCCGUGGUUUGAGAGGCUGGUGUGGAGAAGUGUAAACCCAAGAUCGACCAGCAGGAAGACACUGGUGAGCCUCAAACACGCAGGAAGAAUUUCCUAGAGCGGGGAAGAAGAAGAAGAAGAAGAAGGGGAAAAAAAGCAGUCUGCUGCAUCACGUGCUCCCCAAAUCUCGCAUCCCCAACUCCUGCUAUCCCAACUGGGAAGGCAGCAGGCAUGCGUGGUGUCCUCCUCCUCGCACGGUGACAGGCUCGUGUUAUUGGCACCGAGCAGGCUGGAGAGGAGGAGGCAGGCAGCGGGGUGGGAUUGGCAGGGGAGCUCUCUGGCUCCAGCUGUUCCGACCCAAAUGCCAGGCCAGCGCGGCGCCUGCAGCAGCCCCGCUUAACGGCGAAGCACCCGGCAGAAGUUGGCAAGUUGCUGCUGGGGAAGGGCCGGCGGCUCCAGCGCUGGGGGCCGGCGGCCUAUGAGGGACUCCCGGGCGCCGCAGGAACGGGCGAGCCAUGGACGGGGGUGGGGGUGUCUCCUGCUCGGCCCUGGAGAAGAACGUGGCGGAGCUGACGGUCAUGGACGUGUACGACAUCGCCUCGCUGGUGGGGCAGGAGUUCGAGCGGGUCAUUGACCAGCACGGCUGCGAGGCCAUCGCCCGCCUCAUGCCCAAGGUGGUGCGGGUGCUGGAGAUCCUGGAGGUGCUGGUGAGCCGCAAUCACAUCCACCCCGAAAUGGAGGAGCUGCGGCUGGAGCUGGAUCGGCUCCGGCUGGAGAGGAUGGACCGGAUCGAGAAGGAGAAGAAGCACCAGAAGGAAUUAGAACUGGUGGAGGAUGUAUGGAGAGGGGAAGCACAGGAUCUUCUUACCCAAAUUGCUCAGCUUCAGGAAGAGAACAAACAACUGAUGACAAACCUGUCACACAAAGACAUCAAUUUCACAGAAGAGGAAUUUCAGAAACAUGAAGGAAUGUCCGAGAGGGAGAGGCAAGUGAUGAAGAAGCUGAAGGAAGUGGUAGAUAAACAAAGGGAUGAGAUCAGAGCCAAGGACCGGGAACUGGGACUUAAAAAUGAGGAUGUGGAGGCACUGCAACAACAACAGAACAGGCUAAUGAAAAUUAAUCAUGACCUUCGGCACAGAAUCACAGUAGUUGAGGCUCAAGGGAAAGCGCUGAUUGAGCAGAAGGUGGAACUGGAAGCGUAUCUGCAAACCAAGGAACAGGAGAUGGGCACUUUGAGGGCAGAGCUUGGGAAGCUGAGAGAGAAGCAACCAGGGGAGCACAGCCAAAAUGGAGAAGAAAUAAAGACAGAACCUAACAAUGAUGACUAUCUCUCUGAAUCUGAGAAGAUGGCUAUGGAUUUAAAAGAUCCAAACCGUCCAAGAUUUACUCUACAAGAGCUACGGGAUGUCUUACACGAGCGGAAUGAACUGAAGUCUAGAGUGUUUUUGUUGCAGGAGGAGCUUUUAUAUUAUAAGAGUGAGGAAACAGAAGAAGAAACUAGGUCCCCUCAACCUACACCCAUAAUUAAUUCAAAAACCUCAACUCAGCCAGAAUCUGGAAUCAAACGACUGAUCUUUACAGCCAUAAUGCCCAUGGUAGCAGCGGGAUUGAUUCCAGAUGAUCCCACAUUGCAGCCAAUAAGAAGACUUAUGUCCCUUGUUUAGUUUCUUCUCUCGUGAUAAAAAACGCAUGCAGACACAGAAAAACGUUCACUUCCAGGAUACCUUUGGCGAAUGGGCAGAUUCAAACAAAGAUGACUCCUACACUGAACAAGGCCAAGAGGCCCUUCAGCAUCUGUGAUUAACACUCCAAGCCGUGUUGCUUGCCACAGUAGAUCUGAACAUUCUAGUAACAAGAAGCUUCCGUAACCAAAUCUGGCAGCUCAUCAUUUUUUAUUUGCCUGGCACAUGUUGAUUGUUUCAGACAUACUUUUCCAAAGGGAUUCCUCAAUGUUUACUUGGCGACUGCUCUCCAAAAACAGAAUCCAGGCUCUGUAGUAAUGGUUAUUUAUACUCUGGGGUAUCAAAGCUUCUAGAUAACUGGUUGUGUGCUGAAUAACAAGUCUGUCUGACUCUUGCAUUUAACUACAGUAACACAAGCUUCUUUAAACCAAAAAAAACCCUGUGCCAUUAUUAGAAGUUUAUUUGCAUUGAACAACAUCUAUUAGCAAAGACCCUGAUACUAUGUAUGUUAACUUGGGGGAGGGAAUGGGAAUUUUUCUUAGUUUUGUUAAUGACACUUUCAAAAAUAGAGAGGUUUGCAGUGUCUACACUAUAUUUCUAGGGCAGGUCCUACCACAGCUGUAUCCUGUCAAACUCACAGGUUGCAGAGAAACUACUUCGAACUUCAACUGAUAACAAUACAGAAACUGGAGCAGCUGCGAGGGACUGUGAUUGUAUAUUCCCCUUGUUGUUUAUAGUGCCUAAAGCAUGUAGAUACUGAUGUACAAGGUGAGUGUACCUUGCUUGCCUUUUUGCUCUGAGUUAUGCAGUAUUAACAGCAAAUGAAUUGCUCACAUGGAGGAAUU